AUGAUACAUGCAGGUCCCGCUAUAAAAGGCAAUGCGUUUGCAGGAAAUUGUUCGUUAGGCGGGCGUUCGCGUAACAAGUCAGCGAUUCCGAUUGAUUCCUAUGCAGGAAUUGCUAAUGCGUUCCCAACCACGAAUGUGGACCCAAAAUGAGAAAAGGGAAACCUAGGGAAACCGUCUGAAACUGUGCAGAAGUGAAACAAGGAAGGGGCAAAUAUUCCCUUAUUUUUCUGAUCCCACCAUGGUUUCCAUCGAAACAGGUUCCGCAGACCAGAAAAACACAAAAAAGUGAGGUUUGUUUAAGGCUGAUCACUGCUUUUUUUCCUGGGGGGACGCAUACUCCUUGACAUUUUGUGAAUCUAAGUUUGGCCUCAUCAAGGGGCAGUAUUUCAAUAUGAGUAGGAAAAUGAGAAUACCCCUAAACAUUUUUUUAAAAGAAAAAAAAAGCACCGAUUAUCUGUUUACAGUACGAUAUGCAAGCCCAGAUGUUUGGAUAUCUGAACCUGCAGUGUGUAUAGCAAAGUUUGGGUACUAAUUUCAGUACCCAAUACCUUUGUGUUCAGAUAAAUGAAUAUUCGUACGAGUGUUUGCAUAGCGGGAACUUCGUAUACAUCAAACAGCAAGGGAGGCAGGAGAGACCUUUAAAGUAAAGUGAGUAGAUUAAAUAUUGUGCUUUGCAUUGUCAUUCCACAAUGUAAAAGCAGAGCCCACCUCUCAAUAAAUUUGCUUUCUUGAGUUUUAUAUAUUGCGUUUUAUCAUUAAGCUACUUUGCCAGGUUUUCCUUAACCAAUCAGUUAUAAUGGGUGGGGUCUUUAUUUUCAACUUUUUGUGCAAUACACUAUUUUGCUGUGGUUAGCGUGCACAAUUCUGAAUAACAGCUUGCACAUCAUCCCUAGCUAACAGGACCAAUGGUCAGGGAUGAUGGGAAUUGCAGUCCCAAAACAUCUGGAGGGCCGAGUUUGGGAAUGCCUGUUCUUAACUUUCAGCAGCAAAAUAAUAAGAAUACCUGUUGCUCCCUCACUUGCCAUGAAAGUAUUUGGGCUCAUGUUCACAUCAUCAGUGUGCCCAGAACAAUUCAUUGAACUGUUUAACAUGUGCAUAUGGACUCUCUUUAAGGGCAGGGGGGUGUUAACUCUUGCCCUCGCUAACGCCUUCUCCAAGAUCUUGUAGUUGCACCAGCAUCCUUUUAGUUCAGCCACAAGAGAAGGGAUUUAUACAGUAUAUAGCUAGUUUAAGGGGACGCGGGUGGUGCUGUGCGUUAAACCACAGAGCCUAGGACUUGCCGAUCAGAAGGUCGUGGUUCGAAUCCCCGCGACGGGGUGAGCUCCCAUUCUUCCGUCUCAGCUCCUGCCAACCUAGCAGUUCGAAAGCACAUCAAAGUGCAAGUAGAUAAAUAGGUACCACUCCAGCGGGAAGGUAAACGGCGUUUCCGUGUGCUGCUCUGGUUCGCCAGAAGCGGCUUAGUCCUGCUGGCCACAUGACCCAGAAGCUGUACGCCGGCUCCCUCAGCCAAUAAAGCGAGAUGAGCGCCACAACCCCAGAGUCAGCCACGACUGGACCUAAUGGUCAGGGGUCCCUUUACCCCUUUACCUUUAGCUAGUUUAAGAUACUGCUCUGUUGCCAUUCUCUGCUGCAGACUAGCUUAGCCAGGUGCCUUAGAUCUGAGUCUAAUGGACCUAUGGCAACCAGACCAGAAAAACAGGACAUGUCCUGGAAAAAAUGGACAUUUGGCAACCCUGCCUUUAGUCUUCACAACUCCCUCAGAGUGGCAAGACCCACCAAGAAGUGUUGCUACGCUCAUGAGGCCUGGCACUCCUGAGCAGACCUUGUUUGUUCUGAUAAAGUUAACGUCACUUCUUCCGUGUGAUUCAUUGCCGGCACGCUUGUGUCCCCGACUGACGCCUCUCUCCCUUCCCUCCGCAGGUACGGCGUGUGCCGGUACGAUGGAAAAGUUUUUCCUGCCUCUUCUGAUGCUUGGCACCAUGGCGAAAGCUCAGCACUGCCCCGGCCGAUGCAUCUGCCAGAACAUCUCCCCGACGCUGACCAUGUUGUGCGCCAAGACGGGCCUCCUCUUUGUCCCGCCCACCAUCGACCGGCGGACGGUGGAGCUGCGCCUGACGGACAACUUCAUCACCGUCAUCCGCCGCAAGGACUUCUCCAACAUGACCAGCCUGGUGCACCUCACUCUCUCGCGCAACACCAUCAGCCAGAUCCUGCCCUACGCCUUCUCUGACCUGCGUGCCUUAAGGGCCUUGCACAUGAACAGCAACCGCCUGGCCGCCCUGAAGAACGAACACUUCCGCGGGCUGGGCAACCUGCGCCACCUCAUCCUGGGCAACAACCAGAUCAGCCACAUUGAGCCUUCUGCCUUUGACGAGUUCCUCUCCACCGUGGAGGACCUGGACCUCUCCUACAACAACCUGGAGACGCUGCCCUGGGAGGCCAUCGGGCAGAUGGUGACCCUCAACACCUUGACGUUGGACCACAACCUCAUCGACCACAUUGCCGAGGGAACCUUCUCCCAGCUGCAGAAGCUGGUCCGGUUGGACAUGACCUCCAACCGGCUGCAGAAGCUGCCCCCGGACAACCUCUUCUUGAGAGCCCAAGUGUUGGCCAACGUGCGUGGGACUCACCCGUCCACCUUGACCAUCAGCUUUGGAGGCAACCCGCUCCAUUGCAACUGCGAGCUCCUCUGGCUCCGUAGGUUGACCCGAGAGGAUGACCUGGAGACCUGCGCUUCGCCGGAACACUUGAUGGACAAGUAUUUCUGGUCCAUCCCUGAGGAGGAGUUCAUCUGCGAGCCCCCGCUCAUCACCCGCCAAUACUCCUCCAAGGCCUUCAUCAUGGAAGGGCAAGGCGUCAGCCUCAAGUGCAAGGCGGUAGGCGACCCAGAGCCCUCCAUCCACUGGAUCGCCCCCGACGGCAAGCUGAUCCACAACACCACCCGCACGACGGUCUUCGAGAACGGGACCCUGGAAGUUCUCAUCACCACCUUGAAGGACAACGGGGUCUUCACCUGCAUCGCCUCCAACGCUGCCGGCGAGGCCACGGCUCCCGUCGAGAUCUGCAUUGUCCCACUCCCCUUGCUGGUCAACAACACGGGUCACAUGAAGGAGCCCGAUCCCGGCUCGUCGGACAUCACCACCUCUGCCAAAUCGGGCGCCAACGACACCAAGAACUACCUGGACAAGAGGAUCGUGGCGGCUGACCUGACGUCCACCUCGGUGGUCAUCCACUGGCCGUCUGAACGGCACAUCCCUGGCAUCCGUAUGUACCAGAUCCAGUACAACAGCUCCCUGGAUGACUCUCUGGUUUACAGGCGAGUGACGUGGGUCGGGGCCCGUUGCACCGUUCGAGUCGCUGCGCCGUGGUCGGGGCGGUGUCCAUGGCUGCCACGUGGAUGGACUUAUGGGCUGGGGCUUGUAUUGCCAUGGGGUAUUAAUGGGUGGGUGUGGGUGGGUGGGUGUUGAGAUAAUAAUAAUAAUUUAUUAUUUAUACCCCACCCAUCUGUCUGGGUUUCCCCAGCCACUCUGGGCGGCUCCCAACAGAAUAUUAAAAACACGAUAAAACCUCAAACAUUAAAAACUUUCCUAAACAGGGCUGCCUUCAGAUGUCUUCUAAAAGUCAAGUAGUUUUUUUAUUUCCUUGACAUCUGGCGGGAGGGAGUUCCACAGGGAGGGUGCCACUACCGAGAAGGCCCUCACUUCUCGCAGGGAGGGAACUGCCAGAAGGCCCUCGGAACUGGACCUUAGUGGCUGGGCUGAACGAUGGGGAUGGAGAUGCUCCUUCAGAUAUACAGGACCGAGACCAUUUAGGGCUUUCAAGGUCAGCACCAACACUUUGAAUUGUGCUGGGAAACGUCCUGGGAGCCAAUGCAGAUCUCUCAGGACCAGUGUUAUAUGGUCUUGGCGGCUUUUCCCAGUUCCCAGUCUAGCUGCCGCAUUCUGGAUUAGUUGUAGUUCCUGGGUCACCUUCAAAGGUAGCCCCACGUAGAGCACAUUGCAGUAGUCCAAGCGGGAGAUAACUAGAGCACGCACCUCUCUGGCAAGACAGUCUGCGGGCAGGAAGGGUCUCAUCCUGCGUACCAGAUGGAGCUUUCAGGACCAGUCUUUCAGGACCAGUAUUAUAUGGUCUCAGCAGCCACUCCCAGUCACCAGAGAGAGAGAGAAAACAAUGUGGUGCUAGAAUUUAUCUUCAUAUAGGAACAGAGUUACGGAGAUGUUGAAGCUGCAGUGAUCUAUCAUGUGAGUUUCCAGCAGGAGGGCUCACUAGGGAGUUGAAAUGUAUUGAGUUUUUGAAAUUGCUCUGCCUCUUCUGAAGUAUGGAAUCAUACUGUUGUGAAGUUGGAAGGGACCCCCGAGGGUCAUCCAGCCCAACCCCCUGCCACGCAGGUGUCACAGCGAAAUAAUCCCUGACAGAUGGCCAUCCAGCCUCUGCUUAUAAACCUCCAAGGAAGGAGAGUCCACCAGCUCCCAGGGGAGUCCGUUCCACCAGGAAGUUCUUCCUAACAUUGAGUUGGGAUCUACUUUCUUGUCAUUGGAAUCUGUUGGUUCAGGUCGUUCCCUCCAGAGCAGCAGAAAACCAGCUUGCUCCAUCUUCCACGGGACAGCCCUUCAGGUGUUUGAAGUCAUCUAUCACGGCAUGUGAUAAACGCAGGUGGCGCUGUGGGUUAAACCACAGAGCCUAGGGCUUGCCGAUCAGAAGGUCGGUGGUUCGAAUCCCCGCGACGGGGUGAGCUCCCGUUGCUCGGUCCCUGCUCCUGCCAACCUAGCAGUUCCAAAGCACGUCAAAGUGCAAGUAGAUAAAUAGGUACCGCUCCGGCGGGAAGGGAAACGGCGUUUCUGUGUGCUGCUCUGGUUCACCAGAAGCAGCUUGGUCAUGCUGGCCACAUGACCAGGAAGCUGUACGCCGGCUCCCUCGGCCAGUAAAGCGAGAUGAGCGCCGCAACCCCAGAGUUGGGCAUGACUGGACCUAAUGGUCAGGGGUCCCUUUACCUUAACCCUUAUCCAUCUUUCAGAUUGGGAAAGGUUAUGGAAAUCUGAUUUGAAAUUCUCGGCACAUUGUACGCUGAAAGGAAACUAUAUGAAAAUUAUGUGCCGGUGGUAUUUGACUCCUAGUAAGGUAGGAUGCGGGUGGUGCUGUGGGUUAAACCACAGAGCCUAGGACUUGCCCAUCAGAAGGUCAGCAGUUCUAAUCCCCGCGACGGGGUGAGCUCCCGUUGCUCAGUCCCUGCUCCUGCCAAACUAGCAGUUCAAAAGCACGUCAAGUGCAAGUAGAUAAAUAGGUUCCACUCCAGCGGGAAGGUAAACGGCGUUUCUGUGUGCUGCUCUGGUUCGCCAGAAGCAGCUUAGUCAUGCUGGCCACAUGACCUGGAAAAAUUGCAGACAAACGCCAGCUCCCUCGGCCAGUAAAGCAAGAUGAGCGCCGCAGCCCCAGAGUCGUUUGCAACUGGACUUAACUGUCAGAGGUCCCUUUACCUUUUUUUAUCAUGGCAUCUCUUAGUCUUCUGAGAGACAUGCCAUUGAACGUAGGGACUGAGCAACCUCCCACUCAAGUCUCCAAAGAAGUCUACCUAAGUGAGAUCAGCCCUGCGAUUUAAUUAUUUUUUGUUCUUCUGAAUGCCUGAGCUAUAGUUUCCCACCAUGCAUUAUUCCAUACAGUUGUCUGAGCUUUUACUCAGAAGUAAACCCCACCAACUUGAGUGGGACAGACUUUGUAGCUGGUCCUGCAGCCUGCCACACAGCCCCACCUUGUGCACUUCUACUCCAAAGUAAGCCCAACAGAGUCCCAUUGGGCUUACUCCCAAGUAAGCAUGCGCAGGCUCGCAGCCCAAAUCCAUGCAGGUUUUGAUCGGCGCACAGCUAUUGUUAAAUUUCUCGCCGUGUUAUGGCAUUAGGGAUAAUCAUAUGUAUUUACAAUCUUACGAGUAAUUUGACUUAAUUAUCGUUAUGUGGGAUGCUAAUUUUUGGUGGGUGUUUUUUUAAUAGUUAUUAUUGUUUUCGUAAUGGGCUGCCUUCAGCGCUGGCAGCAAAGGAAGGGUAGCAUAGAAAAAGUUUAAUAUAAAUGAAUAAAUAAGGCAGGGGAAGGAUCUCAGGAAAUGUUUUUGCUGGGGAAAUGAUUCGAAAGUGGGAAGGUGUUUGCAGGAGCUGGGUGAGCAGAGAGAAGAGGGAAUAGAGCAGGCACCCCCAAACUCGGCCCUUUAGAUGUUUUGGACCACAAUUCCCAUCAUCCCUGACCACUGGUCCUGUUAGCUAGGGAUGAUGGGAAUUGUAGUCCCAAGACAUCUGGAGGGCUGGAGUUUGCCUGUGCCUGCUCAAACGCCUUGGUACUCAAACAACUUGGAACCCAAACGGUCUGCAAAUAUGUUGUUGUGUAGUCGUUUAUUUGUGUCCGACUCUUUGUGACCCCCUGGACCAGAGCACGCCAGGCACUUCUGUCUUCCACUGCCUCCCGCAGUUUGGUCAAACUCAUGCUGGUAGCUUCGAGAACACUGUCCCACCAUCUCGUCCUCUGUCGUCCCCUUCUCCUUGUGCCCUCCAUCUUUCCCAACAUCAGGGUCUUUUCCAGGGAGUCUUCUCUUCUCAUGAGGUGGCCAAAGUCUUGGAGUCUCAGCUUCAGGAUCUGUCCUUCCAGGGAGCACUCAGGGCUGAUUUCCUUCAGAAUGGAUAGGUUUUAUCGUCUUGCAUUCCAUGGGAGUCUCAAGAGUCUCCUCCAGCACCACAAUUCAAAAGCAUCCAUUCUUCGGCGAUCAGCCUUCUUUAUGGUCCAGCUCUCACUUCCAUACAUCACUACUGGGAAAACCAUAGCUUGAACUAUACGGACCUUUGUCGGCAAGGUGAUGUCUCUGCUUUUUAAGAUGCUGUCUAGGUUUGUCAUUGCUCUGCAAAUAUAAGGGUCUGCAUUUAAAUAUAAGGCUUUGCCUUAAAUGCAUGCAGUGGUACCUUGGUUCUCAAACGCAGGCAUAGGCAAACUCCGGCCCUCCAGAUGUUUUGAGACUACAAUUCCCAUAAUCAGCUAGGGAUCAUGGGAGUUGUAGGCCAAAACAUCUGGAGGGCCGCAGGUUGGGGAUGCCUGGCACAGAGAGUGAGGUUGGUGAGAGUGCUGCUGAUAACCCCAAGGUUGCAGGUUCGAUCCCUGUAAGGGACAGCUGUAUAUUCCUUUUUUUCUUUUCUUUGUAUUUAUUGUUUCAUUAAAUUGCAAAACAGCUUACAAACAAUAAAUAACGACAACAGAAAGGAAUGCAACAGAAUGCAACAAUGCAACGUAAAUCACAUAAAAUCCUAUAGAAUAGUUAAGAAAUUAAGCAAUUAAAAAUUACCAGUGAAACAAUCAGAAUCUAUGAACCGCGGUGAACCAAACAACUAAAAAGAUAAGCUAACCAGCCCAAAAACAACAAAAGUCCUAUUGUAGGAUUCACAGAGUACAACAAUAUUCAUAGAAUCAUAGAAUCCUAGAGUUGGAAGAGACCACAAGGGCCAUCGAGUCCAACCCCCUGCCGAGCAGGAAACACCAUCAGAGCACUCCUGACAUAUGGUUGUCAAGCCUCUGCUUAAAGACCUCCAAAGAAGGAGACUCCACCACACUCCUUGGCAGCAAAUUCCACUGUCAAACAGCUCUUACUGUCAGGAAGUUCUUCCUAAUGUUUAGGUGGAAUCUUCUUUCUUGUAGUUUGGAUCCAUUGCUCCGUGUCCGCUUCUCUGGAGCAGCAGAAAACAACCUUUCUCCCUCCUCUAUGUGACAUCCUUUUAUAUAUUUGAACAUGGCUAUCAUAUCACCCCUUAACCUCCUCUUCUCCAGGCUAAACAUGCCCAGCUCCCUUAGCCGUUCCUCAUAAGGCAUCGUUUCCAGGCCUUUGACCAUUUUGGUUGUCCUCCUCUGGACACCUUCCAGUUUGUCAGUGUCCUUCUUGAACUGUGGUGCCCAGAACUGGACACAGUACUCCAGGUGAGGUCUGACCAGAGCAGAAUACAGUGGCACUAUUCCUUCCCUUGAUCUAGAUGCUAUACUCCUAUUGAUGCAGCCCAGGAUUGCAUUGGUUUUUUUAGCUGCCGCGUCACACUGUUGGCUCAUGUCAAGUUUGUGGUCAACCAAGACUCCUAGAUCCUUUUCACAUGUACUGCUCUCAAGCCAGGUGUCCCCAUCUUGUAUUUGUGCCUCUCAUUUUUUUGCCCAAGUGCAAUACUUUACAUUUCUCCCUGUUAAAAUUCAUCUUGUUUGUUUUGGCCCAGUUCUCUAAUCUGUCAAGGUCGUUUUGAAGUGUGAUCCUGUCCUCUGGGGUGUUAGCCACCCUCCCAGUUUGGUGUCAUCUGCAAAUUUGAUCAGGAUGCCCUUGAGUCCAUCAUCCAAGUCGUUGAUAAAGAUGUUGAAUAAGACCGGGCCCAAGACAGAACCCUGUGGCACCCCACUAGUCACUCUUCUCCAGGAUGAGGAGGAACCAUUGAUGAGCACCUUUUGGGUUCGGUCAGUCAGCCAGUUACAAAUCCACUGAGUGGUAGCAUAGUCAAGACCGCAUUUUACCAGCUUCUUUACAAGAAUAUCAUGGGGCACCUUGUCAAAUGCCUUGCUGAAAUCAAGGUAGGCUACAUCCACUGCGUUCCCUUCAUCUACCAGGUUUGUAAUUCUGUCAAAAAAAUGAGAUCAGGUUAGUCUGACAUGACUUAUUUUUCAGAAAUCCAUGCUGACUAUUGGUGAUCACAGCAUUCCUUUCUAGGUGCUCACAGACUGUUUGCUUAAUGAUCUGCUCCAGAAUCUUCCCUGGUAUUGAUGUCAGACUGACCGGGCGGUAAUUAUUUGGGUCCUCUCUUUUCCCCUUUUUGAAAAUAGGGACAACAUUUGCCCUCCUCCAGUCUGCCGGGACUUCGCCUGUUCUCCAGGAAUUCUCAAAGAUGACUGCCAGUGGUUCUGAGAUCACAUCUGCCAGUUCUUUUAAUACUCUUGGAUGCAGUUCAUCUGGUCCUGGAGACUUGAAUACAUCUAGACUAGCCAAGUAUUCUUGUACUAUCUCCUUAGUUAUUCUGGGGUGUUUCCUCUGCUGAAUCAUUUGCUCCAAAUUCUUCAGGUCGGGCAUUGUUUUCUUUAUCGGAGAAGACUGAGGCAAAGAAGGCAUUGAGGAGUUCAGCUCUUUCUGUGUCCCCUGUUUGCAUUUCACCAUCUUCUCCUCUGAGUGACCCCACUGUUUCUUUGUUCUUCCUUUUGCUACUGAACAUACCCAUAAAAGCCUUUUUGUUGCUUUUAACCUCUCUAGCAAGCCUGAGUUCAUUCUGUUCUUUAGCUUUUCUGACUUUGUGUCUACACGUGCUGGCUAUUUGUUUGAAUUCCUCUUUGGUGGUUUCCUCCCUUUUCCAUUUUUUGUACACAUCCUUUUUUAAUCUUAACUCAGUUAAAAGUUCUUUAGAUAGCCACCCUGGCUUCUUUAGGCACCUUCCAUGUUUCCGUCUCAUUCGUAUUGCCUGGUAUUGCCUCAUAAAUUAGGAACUAAUGAAAUAGCAACCCAAAAAUAAGCUAAGCAGCCUUGGAUUCGCACACUCCCCACUCCUUUGACUCACAAUCUUAAUCUAAUUUGUUCUGUUCAUUCAAAGACACAUGCACAUUCCUGCAUUGCCCGGGGUUGGUCUAGAUGACCCUCAGGUUCCCUUCCAACUCUACAGCUCCAUGAUUCUACGAUUUUGCAUGCAGAGCAGGUGCUCCACCACUGACCCACCAGCACGUUCCCCUCCAUUUGCCUCCCCGAGGAGAUUCCCCGCUUUGACACCCUCCCCUUCCAGAGAUCCGAUGAUCCUGCACAUCUUAUCUCCUCCACUCCUGCCACCUUGCAGCCAUCUCUCGGGAAGGGGAGAGCAUGAGAGGUGGAACAGCUGCUCAUACUGGGAUUCCAUGCCAGGAAUUGUCACAAAGCCAGCAAUAAGAUUAAAGCAGAGUUCAGGCGCAGAGGCAAGAAAGUAGCCAUGAAAGAAGCCUCAAAGACUUUCUCCUUCUGUGCUCAGCAUGGCAGCACUAGAAUCAGAGAACUGAGGAUCAUCUAUUCCAACCCCCUGCAAGGCAGGAAUCAUUCGCCCAAUGCGGGGAUUGAACCCAUAACCUUUAGAUUUUUCUUCUUCUUUGGUGAUCCCUCAUAGCCAACUAAGAUUGUCUUCCAUAAACACGGCCUUAACAGUGACUGUGGAGGCCAAUUCUGGAUCCACACAUCCUUCCACAGUGGGGACAUAGGUUUCCAGGCGGGAGUUGAUCAUGGUGUGGAUUUGCCAAGUGUGCCUUCCUCUUAGCACGUUUCUCCCUUGUGUCCUGAGUUCGAGUGCCUUCAAAGCCCAUGACACCUUUGGUCAAGGCUGUUCUCCAACUGGAGCGCUUGCAGGCCAGUGUUUCCCAAUUGUUGGUGUUUAUACUACAUUUUUUAGACUUGCCUUGAGACAGUCUUUAAACCUCUUUUGUUGACCACCAGCAUUACGCUUUCCAUUUUUAAGUUGGGAAUAGAGUAGUUGCUUUGGAAGAUGAUCAUCAGGCAUCCGCCCAACAUGACCAGUCCAACGAAGUUGAUGUUGAAGAAUCAUUGCUUCAACACAGGUGAUCUUUGCUUUAUCCAGUACACUGGUAUUAGUUCUCCUGUCUUCCCAAGUGAUGUGUAAAAUUUUCCGGGGACACAAUUGAUGGAAUCUUUCGAGAAGUCGGACAUGGCGUUUAUAAGUGGUUCAUGUUUCACAAGCAUAUAUUAAGGUUGGUAGUACAAUAGCUUUGUAAACAAGCAUUUUGGUUUCCCUGCGAAUGUCCCAGUCCUCAGACACUCUGCGCUUCAAUCGGGAGAAAUCCAAACUUGCAGAGCUCAGGCGAUGCUGGAUUUUGGCAUCAGUGUCGGCCCUUGUGGAAGGAUAACUGCCCAGGUAGGAGAAAUGAUUGACAUUUUCCAACAUUGCACCAUUGAGUUGGAUUUAGGAGGAUCGAACCUGCAACCUUGUCAUGAUUAGCCAACUGAGCUAGUCAGUUGUCUAGAACCAGGGGAGUGCUGUGGCUCAGUGGUUAGAGCCCCUGCCUUGCUCACCCAAAGUCCCAGGAUCAAUCCCCAGCAGCACAGACUCGUAGAAGGCACCCGAAACAUCAUCUGGUCCAACUCCCUGCAAGGCAGAAGUCACCAUUCCAGGUAAGCCAGGUAGAGAGCCCUGCUUGAAAUCCCAUAGAGACUCCGUCGGUCCAUGUAGACAGUACUGAGGUGGAUAGACCGAUGGACCGACUUUGCUAUAAGGUCCUAGGUUCACAGUAAAUCAUCCUUCUAUUCAGAAUUGAGAUUUUAGUGCAUUUUUAGGGGGAGUGUCGUAGCUCAGAGCACCUGCUUUGCAAGCCAACGGUCCCAGGUGUUCGCUGGCUGUUCUGUUGGAAAUUGUAGCUGCGGUGGCUAAGUAGAACCUCCUUGGAUAGGCGCAGUGCACCUCAGAGUGCCAGAUAUUGGCGACAAACUUCAGGAAAGGGCUGUGGCCUUCAGGAGCGGCUUGUAGGCAUCUCGGAGGCAUUGAGGGGGCGGCACCUUCCAGAAACAGCAUCCUGCAUGGAUUUUAUGUGCAGCUGAGGUGUUGGCUGUGUCUGAUGUCACAGCAGACCAGUCUUCGCCAACUUGGGGCAUAUUGCCCAGUCAGCUGCAACCAUGGUUUAUCAGCGGCCUUUGAUACAAUUGACCAUAACAUCCUUCUGGACCAUCUAGAGGAGCUGGGAGCUGGGGGCACUGUCAUACGGUGGUUCCACUCCUUUCUUCUGGGCCGUGUCCAGAAAGUGGUGUUGGGGGAUGAGUGUUCAGACCCCUGGGCCCUCACUUGUGGGGUGCUUCAGGGUUCCAUCCUCUCGCCCAUGCUUUUCAACAUCUACAUGAAGCCGCUGGGAGAGAUCAUCAGGGAGAGAUCAUGCAGAUAAUACCCAGCUCUACCUCUCUUUCAAAUCAGAAGCAGUGAAGGCAGUGAAGGUCCUGUGUGAGUGUCUGGAGGCGGUUGGAGGAUGGAUAGCGGCUAAUGGAUUGAGGUUGAAUCCUGACAAGACAGAAGUACUAUUCUUGGGGGACAGGGAAUGGGCUGGUGUGGAGGACUCCCUGGUCCUGAAUGGGGCAACUGUGCCCCUGAAGGACCAGGUGUGCAGCCUGGGAGUCAUUUUGGAUUCACAGCUGUCCAUGGAGGCACAGGUCCAUUCUGUGUCCAGGGCAGCUGUCUCCUAGCUCCAUCUGGUACGCAGGCUGAGACCCUCCCUGCCCGCGGACUGUCUCGCCAGAGUGGUGCAUGCUCUAGUUAUCUCCCACUUGGACUACUGCAAUGCGCUCUACGUGGGGCUUCCUUAGAAGGUGACCCGGAAACUACAACUAAUCCAGAAUGUGGCAGCUAGACUGGUGACUGGGAGCGGCCACCGAGACCCCAUAACACCAAUCCUGAAAGACCUACAUUGACUCCCAGUACGUUUCCGAGCACAAUUCAAAGUGUUGGUGCUGACCUUGAAAGCCCUAAAUGGCCUCAAAGGCCCAGUAUGCACCACUCUGGCAAGACAGUCUCCGGGCAGGGAGGGUCUCAUCCUGCAUACCAGAUGGAGCUGGAAAACUGCUGCCCUGAACACAGAAUGGACCUGCACCACCGACAGAAACCACAGGUAUUCUCCUCCCAGAAUUUGUCCAAUCCUCUCGGAGGCAGUUUCCCAAGGACAUGGGGAAAAGCUUGCCCCUUCUCUCCUGAUGAUUAAUUCACCCGUUCCAGAGGCGCCAUGUUCUGGCAGUGGGAGACAGAUGUGGAGACCCAGUGAGACCCUGCUGUGGAGGCACAGAUACCUUGUUUCUUUGAAGGCUGAUGCUGGCUAAUCCUUUCCGCUGGCAGAAUGAUGGAUCCUGCUCUCUCCCCUCCCCGGCCGGAUCAAUCCAUCUUCCCGCCAGGUCGCCUGGGCCACGUGCGAUCUGCGUGUCGUUCCCCCCCCCCAACAUAUCCUCUCCCCCCCUCCUGUCUUUCCCACCCCCAGAAAAUUGCAGCUGUUGGUGACACGGUUCUAUAAUUCUUGGCUAAUUGCCUGCUGCUCCUCAGGCCUCUCCAUCACUCGCUCCUGCUAAUAAAUGGGAACUAAUCGAGUGCUCUGCAGAAGUGCGGCACUUCAGCAGUCCGUGGACCACUUUGCAAGCCCCCCCCCCCACCGCCUCUCCCGCCCGGAUCCUCUGCAUCCCUCGCCUGCCAGGGCAUAGAAAGGUGCUGAGCAUCUGUCUUCUCCUGCCCCACCUCUGUUUAAUUUCACUUUAUUUUUAAUUUAUUUAUUUGGUUGUUGUUUUUUCAACUUACAGCUUUACAAUCACAUAAAAACAACAUACUGGUGGGACGCAGGUGGCGCUGUGGGUUAAAACACAGAGCCUAGGACUUGCCGAUCAGAAGGUCGGCGGUUCGAAUCCCCACGACGGGGUGAGCUCCCGUUGCUCGGUCCCUGCUCCUGCCAACUUAGCAGUUCGAAAGCACGUCAAAGUGUAUGUAGAUAAAUAGGUACCACUCUGGCGGGAAGGUAAACGGCGUUUCCGUGCGCUGCUCUGGUUCGCCAGAAGCGGCUUAGUCCUGCUGGCCACAUGACCCGGAAGCUGUACGCCAGAUCCCUUGGCCAAUAAAGUGAGAUGAGCGCCGCAACCCUAGAGUCGGUCACAACUGGACCUAAUGGUCAGGGGUCCCUUUACCUUUACCUUAUCCAACAUACAUCAUCAUCAUCAUCAUCAUCAUCAUUAUUAUUAUUUUAAUUUCUAUACUGCCCUAUACCCGAAGGUCUCAGGGCAGUUUACAUAAAAUAUCAAAUACAGUCAUACUUCGGGUUACAGCCGCUUCAGGUUGUGAUUUUUCAUGUUACAGACCGCCGAUACCCGGAAGUACUGGAACGGGAUACUUCCGGGUUUCCGCGGUCGCACAUGUGCAGAAGUGCUAAAUUGCGCUUUGCGCAUGCGCAGAAGCGCCGAAUCGCAACCUGCGCAUGCACAGACGUGGGUUGCGAACGCUGCAGGUUGCGAACGUGCAUCCCGCAUGGAUCACGUUCGCAACCCGAGCGUCCGCUGCACGUAAAAUCAAAACAAAACCAACAACCCAAUAAUAAUAAUAACCCAAAAGUACCAGCAUUUUUAAAAAGGGUAUAGGAUGUAGAUGGAGUCAGGCAAAGGCUGAAGAAGAACGUUUCUGCCUGGCGCCUAAAGGUGUAUAGUGAAGGUGCCAGGCGAACUUCCUGGGGAGAGCAUUCCACAGACAGGGAGCCACUGCAGAAAAGGGCCCGUUCUCGUUUUGACGCCCUCCGGACCUCUUGCAGAGGAGGCACACGAAGAAGAUAAAAACAAGAUUAAAGGAAUCUCCGGGACUUCCCCCCUCCCCUUUGUGGUCCUAUUCUUAGUCAUUUCCUCUUGCAUCUUUUAUAAUAAUCCAAAUCUUUUACAUCUUCAUUAUAUCCACAGUUCAACAUUAAACUACAAGUGUUAUUCCAAUCCUACUAACAAUUUUAACUGUUUACAAUGGUUUUUAAGAUAAUUUCCCCCAAUAUUUAUUAAAAUUUUGGACUUCCUGAUUUCUGAUUUUUCCAGUCGUUUUUGCCAUUUUGGCAUAAUCCAUCAACUUGAUCUGCCAUUCUUCUCUGGUCGGGACCUUAUCUUCUUUCCAUCUCUGGGCCAAUAAUAUUCACGCAGCCGUGGUCGCAUACAUAAAUAGUCUUUUCUGCUCCAUUGGGAUUUCGGCACCUAGUAUUCCUAAAAGAAAGGCUUCGGGGGUUUUUUAAGAAAAAGUUAUUUUAAACAUUUUUUUCCAAUUCAUUAUAUAUCAUUUCCCAACUCCGUUUUAAGUAAAGAUGCCAGGUAGGGAUAGAAUCAUGGAAUUGUCGAGUUGGAAGGGACCCGCUGCAAUGCCGGAAUCUCAGCUAAAACAUCCAUGGCAGGUGAGAAUCCAACCUCUGCAUUAAAACUUCCAAGGAUGGAGAGUUCACAAGCUCCCAAGAGAGACCAUUCCACUGUCGAAGAGCUCUUACUGUCAGAAAGUUCUUCCUGACAUUCAGUCGGAAUCUCCUUUGGUGCAAUGUGAAGCCAUUGGUUCAGGUCGUCUGGGCUCAGAGUGGCUGGAGCAAGCCAGUAAGAAGGGAGCAAGGAUUCUUCAACAGCAACUUCGCUGGACUGGUCAUGUUGUGCGGAUGCCUGAUGAUCGUCUUCCAAAGCAACUCCUCUACUCCAAACUUAAAAAUGGAAAGUGUAAUGCUGGUGGUCAACAAAAGAGGUUUAAAGACCGUCUCAAUGCAAAUCUUUAAAAAUGUAGUAUAAACACCAACAAUUGGGAAACAUUGGCCUGUGAGCGCUCCAGUUGGAGAACAGCCUUGACCCAUGGUGUCCUCGGCUUUGAAGACACUUGAACUCAGGACGCAAGGGAGAGACGUGCUAAGAGGAAGGCACGUUUGGCAAAUCCACACCGUGAUCAACUCCCGCCCGGAAACCAAUGUCCCCACUGUGGAAGGACGUGUGGAUCCAGAAUUGGCCUCCACAGUCACUUACGGACUCACUGUUAAGAUCGUGUUCAUGAAAAACAAUCUUACUCAGAUAUGAGUGAUCGCCAAAGAAAAAGAAUAUAUGGUGAUGAUGAUGAUGAUUCAGAAAAGCAGAAACAAACUUCUUCCAUCUUCCAUGUGACUUCAGAUAUUAGAGGAUGGCUAUCCUAUCUCCUCUCAGUUUCCUCUUUUCCAGGCUAAACAUGCCCAACUCCUUCAACCGUUCCUCGUAAGGCUUGGUUUCCAGACCCUUGAUCAUUUUGGUCACCCUCCUCUGCCAUCUCCCAGUAUAAAAAGGGCUGUCAUGUGAAAGAUGGAACAAGCUUGUUUUCUCCUCCUCUGGAGGGUAGGACUCUAACCCAUGGCAUCAAGUUACAAGAAAGGAGAUUCCGACUAAACAUUCCUUUCUGACAGUAAGAGCUGUUCGACAGCGGAACGGCCUCCCUUGGGAUGUGGUGGACUCUCCUUCCUUGCAGAUUUUUAAGCAGUGGUUGGAUGGCCAUCUACAAUGGAUGCUUGAGUUGAGAUUCCUGCAUUGCAGCGGGUUGGACUAGAUGACCCCUGGGUCCCUUCCAACUCUACAAUUCUAUGAUUUUGUGAAAGUUACAUCAUCAUAAUAAUAAUAAAUUUUUAUUUACACCCCACCCUUUCCGGUUCAAAAACCGGGCUCAGGGCGGCUAACAACAAAUUUAAAACACUUAAUUAUAAAGACAUCAUAUAAUACAAUGUGAAAACAUGAAUGACAAUAAAAUUCAAAAAUCAAUUUGAUAAUCUCCAGGGCUAGCUGGCUGAAUUGGUCCUACUUGGGCCAGCAAGGAGGCCAGGGGAGAAUUAGCUGUGGGGUCUCAGAGCAGGUGAUCUUCAUAAAAGGGGAGGGAGAGGGAAGAGAAGGGAAGGGAAAUAAAAGAUCAGGCUGAAUUCUAAUUAAAGGCCAGGUGGAAUAGCUCUGUCUUACAGGCCAAGCGGAAGGAGGUUAAAUCCUGCAGGGCCGUGGUCUCCUGGGACAGAGCAUUCCACCAGGUGGGAGCCAUCACUGAGAAGGCCCUGGCCCUGGUGGAGGAUACUCUGAUUUCCUUAGGGCCCGGGACCUCUAAACUGUGGUUAUUCAUGGACCUUAAUGUCCUCUGCGGGGCAGACCAGGAGAGGCGGUCCCGUAGAUACGAGGGCCCUAAGCCAUGCAAGAAUGAGGCCCGUGAGAGAGGAAGGGGUGGCUGGGUGCUGUUUCUAACCCUCAAUUUGUUUGAUCCCAAUGUCUCCUUCUCUCCUCGCCCCCCCAGGAUGAUCCCCUCGUCCAGCAAGACCUUCCUGGUGAAUGACUUGGCAGCCGGACGGGACUACGACCUGUGCGUCCUGGCCGUCUACGACGAUGGGGUGACGUCCCUGACGGCCACCCGGGUGGUGGGCUGCGUCCAGUUCACCACGGAGGGCGAGGCCACCCAGUGCCACUCACUGCACACCCAGUUCCUGGGGGGCACCAUGAUCAUCAUCAUCGGGGGCAUCAUCGUGGCCUCCGUCCUGGUCUUCAUCAUCAUCCUCAUGAUCCGGUACAAAGUCUACAGCGGGCAGGAGGAGCACAAGAAAGCCAAAGUCAGCAACGUCUACUCGCAGACCAACGGGAACCAGCCUCACGCCCACGCCCUUCCCCGCUCGGCCUCCAAGGACAAAUACGAGACUCUCCAAGAAGUGGCUUCCAAGGAGCCUCCUCCGAGGGGGGACGCUGCAGGAGAGGCGCCCAGCCGCCAAGACGUUGCCUUGACGGAGCUGGACAGCCGAGGAGGCUCCAAGAUGGCCACCAGCCUCCAGACGGUGGCCAUCUUGUCUUCUGACGAAGGGCAGGCAGAAGGUGCCCUGAGGGGCUCAACGGUUUCCUUGUGCUUGGUCAAGGACGCCGGGUCGGGGCCGUUGCGGGCCAAGAUGGGCGUUGGUGGCGGCUUGGUGGGAUUCCCCACGCGCGAGUUGUCCAGGACUCACCAUCACCGGCACUCCUUCGACGGGGACUACUCGCUGUUUCAGAGCCACAGCUACCCGCGCCGGGCACGGACAAAGCGACACAUGUCCACCUCCCAAUUGAACUCGGACGAGGACCCCCUGAGCCACAGGAGGGUCACUUUUAGCAGCACAGAAUGGAUGCUCGAAAGCACAGUCUGA
This is a messenger RNA of Podarcis lilfordi (Lilford's wall lizard), 17631 nucleotides long. The record is from the annotation of a GenBank genome assembly. NCBI's taxonomy places the organism in Eukaryota, Metazoa, Chordata, Lepidosauria, Squamata, Lacertidae.